AUGGCAUCUACCAUAUGGGCCAAGCACAUUGUGGAAGGGCCACUGCCACCACUCAAAAUCGGCCCUCAUCAUACGGUUUUUAGUGCGCUGCAGCGUUUGUCUUUUGUGGGCACCCUUGUCCCGUGGAACAACUUCCGCCAAAAUGUUCAAGCUGUACAUGAAAGCCAAAAUUGGGCAAGAAGGGAAACAACGUCACCGCAUGCCCCUGGCCUCCACACUACCCAACCCUUUCGAGUUCAUAUAGGAGAUGAACACGGACUCCAGGGCUGCUUCCAACAGGCUACUGGCGAAGCACUUGUGGCGGUCCUGGAGGCCUGUUCGGUCAGACUAUGUUUCGCCGACUUCAAGUGCUCAGGAAGUACUUAUAUGUAUCCUCCCGACGUUGUCGGCUUACGAAGUGAGGGCGGUACCACUGAUGUUAAACUGGUCGGCGAGUUGAAGGUACCUUGGGUGGCGAAGCAUGAUCUACGGACUGCUAUGAGGGGAAUCCCUGGCCUAAGGCAGAAGAUUGCACAGCCGUUGAGGGACAUGCAAUGUCUGGGUUGUGAGUACGGUUUCAUUAGUACCUACGAGGACACAAUCUUCCUACGGUAG
This is a messenger RNA of Penicillium soppii, 594 nucleotides long. RefSeq lists its product as uncharacterized. The record is from RefSeq and is a predicted model, not a curated record. The transcript has a single exon. The coding region runs from base 1 to 594 and encodes 197 amino acids. Lineage: Eukaryota; Fungi; Ascomycota; Eurotiomycetes; Eurotiales; Aspergillaceae.